Messenger RNA from Parus major (Great Tit), 4610 nucleotides. RefSeq names its product unc-119 lipid binding chaperone B (gene UNC119B). Gene Ontology annotation, molecular function: lipid binding. Gene Ontology annotation, biological process: lipoprotein transport; nervous system development; cilium assembly. The transcript has 5 exons. The record is from RefSeq and is a predicted model, not a curated record. Gene Ontology annotation, cellular component: cilium. Lineage: Eukaryota; Metazoa; Chordata; Aves; Passeriformes; Paridae. Bases 16 to 681 code for a protein of 221 amino acids.
AUCUUGGCAGCGGCCAUGAGCGGCUCCAGGGCGCGGGCGGCGGCGGCGGCGCCGGGGCCGGACAAGAAGCUGCCGCCGGGGUCCGCGGGGCCGCUCAGCCGCCUGCGGGGCCUGCGCGGAUCGGCCGACGCCCCGCCACGUGUUACUGUAUUUUUUCUCUCUCUUCUAGAUUAUUUAUGCAAACCCGAGGACAACAUUUACAACAUUGACUUCACCAGGUUUAAGAUCCGGGAUCUUGAAACUGGAACAGUUCUAUUUGAAAUUGCCAAGCCAUCUGCUUCAGAGCACGAUGAGGAGGAUGAAGAUGACAGCAGUGAACUGGAUGCAAGUGCAGGUCGCUUUGUUCGGUACCAGUUCACCCCAGCAUUUCUCCGUCUUCGGACUGUUGGUGCAACAGUGGAAUUCACAGUGGGAGAAAAGCCAGUGUCAAACUUCCGAAUGAUUGAGAGACAUUACUUCCGAGAUCGCUUGCUGAAGAACUUUGAUUUUGAUUUUGGCUUCUGCAUCCCCAGUAGCAGGAACACGUGUGAACACAUUUAUGAAUUCCCUCAGCUCUCAGAAGACCUUAUCCGUCUGAUGGUUGAGAACCCGUACGAGACACGCUCGGACAGCUUUUACUUUGUGGACAACAAGUUGAUUAUGCACAACAAAGCCGACUAUGCUUAUAAUGGAGGACAGUAAUCAUUCUGUCUGCUGGAUGCUGUGAUGCCCUUAACCAUUCCAGAUGUGCAGGAGCGGACUGGAGUUGUUGUCUUGUGCAACAAGGCUUCUUGCCAAACUUUAUCUCCAUGCAUGAGGCUGAGAACAUGAAGCAAAGAUGAUGGCUUCUGAAAGGAAAUCUCCCUGCAACGCCUCUCUAUCUGACACUCAGUGUAUCCUGCCUCUCCUUCUCUGUUCCUGGCUAUCUUCUGAUAACCUUGGUUAGGUCAGUGGUCUGAGGCACUCUUAGACAAUUCUUGCUCUUAGUCUUUCUAGGUAGGUUGCACCUCUUGUUGUUCUGAUGUUUCACCUCUUGGGUGAAUAUCCUUUUUCAACUGUUCAGGUUGUUUGUGUUAAGCUAUUUUUUAGCAGGAAAAUCUUAACCCCUUCAAGUAGCCAGUGAUGCUUGAAGAGCAGAUCUUUGGUUCAGUUGGAUAGAUCAUCUCUUCAGUGGCAGUGGUGUUGUUUGUGGCAUAGCUGACAUUGAUUUUUAGGGUGCAUCCCAACAUUCUCCAGUGGGAAACAGACUAAUUCAGCUUCUAAGCAGUGCAGGAAUAUUCCAUCUGCCUCUGGGAGCCUGAGCCACCCCUAAGAACAUUUAAUCUCUGUUUUGCCAGAGAUUUCACUAGAAAUAUGAGAUAGGGGGAGGAAGGGGCUGUCCAUCUGAUAGCAAUUCUGUUUGAGCUUUUGUGAGCAAACUGCUGAAUUUUGGAGCUCGGGGUCAACCUUAGAGCAGAAGUUAAUCUCACUAUAUUUACCAUUUCUCCUUCUUCCCUUUGUAGGAAUUUUGGCCCUUGGUACAGAAUGUAUUGCUUUUUAGGUGGACAGCACAUUGUCAGCUUUGCUGGGGUGGAGGUGUCACUCUAGUGGGGCUUGGAGGAAUGUGGAAAAUCACUUGAAAAAUGAGUAGGAAGCAGAGCUUCCUAGGCUUCAGUCUUGUAAACCUGACCUGUCUGUCAGAGUUGCUGUGAGCAUCACCAGUUCAUUUUCUUUGUUGCAGUGGAGAUAUUAGUAGCUAAAAGCUUCCUGGGUCAGAUCACUCAGUUUUGUGGAGUGGGAUCCUUGGAAAGGGAGAACGUACAUGGUUCUCUUUUUAAUUGUUCCCAUCACUGCUCUGCCUGCUCAGCUGUUUAUUUACAGUUUAGGAAGUCGUGCUGCUGAGGUUGAUACCACAGCUGUGUUUGGGAUCUGGCAAUGUGAGAUAGCAUCAUGCAGUGGGAAGAGGAGGACUUGUGUCUUGCCAGUAGCUAUGUUGGGGCCCACCUCCCAAUUGUGCAAAAAUCUCAGCUAUUAAAACCCUUUUUUGCCAGUUUUGAUGUCUUUUGAGACUGGUACUUUUCCUGUCCCCAUGCUGGGCUGGGCAGUUGUGUCUCUUGUUAGAGGAGUUAGAUUGUGUCUAGACUGGAGACUUUCCUAACACUAGUUCCAUUUGUUCUUGAAACAGUUAAAACCUAACUCUUUGAUGGUUACCUGUUGUGUUAAGAGGGAUUCAGUGUAGUUCCUGUUUUAGCAGGAUUGAAUGGGGUGGACAAUCAGAGCCUAGAGCCUGUUAAUGCAUAGACAGAAUUAGGAAACCACUGCCUUUACUUCCAGAUUAGUGAAAGCAACUUUGGCAUGGAACAUCAGCUGGCAUCAGAGUAAGCAGUGAGAGUGUGUGGGGUAGCAGCCAUGAAAGAAUCUCCAGCUCUUAGGAAGAUAUUUAAUUAUGAUUAACCACAACAAAUGACCUGUUCUGGGUGGAGCAUUAAUCAUGAGCAACCACAACAAAUGUCUUGGGAAUGUGGAGGGGCAAGGUCUGCCUGAUGAGAAGACGAAGAACAAUUCUACCAUCAUCAAUCCCCCCUCCAGCAUCUCCACAGGCACUAAUGCAAUCUUGUUCAGGAUCUUCAGGAUUCGUUAAAGCUGCUGUUGAGGUGGAGCUCGAGUGAACACCUUCAGCAGCUCUCAUGCUGUGCCUCUGAGGUGGGAAGCAUUUACUUUGCUCUAAGUUAAUCACAAGGCAGAACUGCCUGGAAGCGUGCUUUUCAUCCUGAAGUGCUCAGAAAUAGCAUCAGAAGAGCCUACUAGUUAUUCCCCGGCAAAUUUUAGCAUACGGAGCUAAAUUUUACACGUAGUAUAAAUCCAGGUGCCUUUAAACAUUACUUUUAUCACACUUUCUACAUGAAGCAACCUCUCUGUUUCCUUAGGAAAAACGAUUCCCUCCCGUUUCCCUCGUCCCUGUGAAGGCUCCUCCAAGGCUCGUGGCCAGCGCGGGCGGACGCGGGGCGCGAGCGCCACCUAGCGGCUGCUGGCCCGCCUCGGGUCCCGGCAGGAAAAGGGAAUUCCUGUCCUGGCCCAUCAGCAGAGACGAGGAAACGGCACUCAGGCGGUUGCUUUCACACUGGUGAAUGUGUCAGCUAUUCUGCAAUAAAAGGGAGAACUGGAGGAAAAUCGGGAGACUCGCAGGCAGCAAUAGCACCCAGUGGUUUUUAGCUGAGUUUGUUUGCUUUGCCAAAUCAGGAGGUCUUUGCCCUAAAAGCAUGCUGCAGGAAAAAGGAAGUCCCUACACAAGGGCAACCCAGCACUGAAAAAGUUGAUUGUAAUCCAGAGAGUCAGGGAUUUCCAAACUCCUGUCCAUUCUUUAGCGGUUUCCUUAGGAUUCCUUUUCUCUUAGGUUCUUUCUAUAAAGCCUCUUUUCUUUGUGGCAGGGAUGAUGUCUUUGGUAAACAUGGUUUAGCAGACCAGUUUCCUUCUGAAGUAUGUGCUCUGGUGUUUUAAUGAUGGGUCAAAGCUACUCAUGCCGGUGAGCUUGGAAGAAAUUCCACUGGGAUCACAUCCUUGACAGCUGGAUGGUCAGUCCUAGCCUGGUGCUGCAGGCGUAGGAGAUGCUUUCAGUGUCAGCUGGAGUUUGAGCAAGGGAAAAAGUAACAAAGACUACUUCUCUCAGGUUGUGUGCUGAGUUGGAAAAAGAAAAAGGUUGGGACCAUACUGAGUUCUGCUCAAAACUUCAAAAAGAAAGGGACCAAACCCACAAACUCAUAGUAUGUUUUUUCCAGUAUUUGUCCUCAUAGUACCAGGACCUCUUUUUCUUAUUUUUGAGGCAAGGACUUUGGAUCCAUGCCAGCAAACUUCUUGGAGAACUAUUUUCAUAUCUUGAGUGUGGAAUACAUACUGCACCUUGCGAAGGAAGGUAAUUUCUUGUUGUAUGGACUGGGUACUUCUGUCCUUGUCCUCUCUUUUCGGUAGGAAAUGUCUUCCUUUGUGUGUCUACUUGAGGAUUUUCAAUGUUUCUUGUUGCAGAGAAGCAGCAGCCUCUUCUGGUGCUUGGGGAUGCUUAUUCCAUUAUCUGAGGGUUCAGAAAUAAUAAAACAAGUGUUUAGUAGUCAGAAAUGAAGGAGGAAGGUGGUGGUGAAGCAUUAAGGUCCAAAUGUAGCAACUCUACUUUUCAGCUCUGUGUUUCAUCACAUCAUCUUGAGCUGUUUCCCAGUCUUGUACCCUGCUGUCCUGUGACACGGAGCUACUUUGGAACUACUUUGUGCUACCCCAGAGCCUGGCUCGCUGUCGCGUGUGACCCUCGGACAUAAAUGCUGCCAUCUCUUGUCCUUGCCGAGGACAAGGCUGAGUGAUGGCAGCCUGGUGGAGUCAGCACCUGUUCCUUUGCAGCAGGAGGAAAAUGAACACCAGCAAACGCCGUGUCCGCCUGCCUGGAUCCCAGCGCUGUUACAGGACUCGUAUUUGUAUCUCUCACAGUGUGGCCUUGGGGCUGCUGGCCCGUGGACUCCUCUGUGCUGUCCCCUUCGGACCCUGCUCCCGUGGCCGUGGCAGCGCCGCGGGGCUGUCCUGGUGGCCGGGGUGUCCCCGCGGUGCCGCUGUAUUUGUACCCCCGUGAUUUUGUCACCAGCAGUCGGAAUAAAGGACCUUCCUUUCUUUUC